Messenger RNA from Topomyia yanbarensis, 2995 nucleotides. RefSeq names its product ubiquitin carboxyl-terminal hydrolase 38 (gene DUBAI). NCBI's taxonomy places the organism in Eukaryota, Metazoa, Arthropoda, Insecta, Diptera, Culicidae. The record is from RefSeq and is a predicted model, not a curated record. Gene Ontology annotation, molecular function: cysteine-type deubiquitinase activity; cysteine-type endopeptidase activity. Gene Ontology annotation, biological process: protein deubiquitination. The transcript is spliced from 9 exons. Gene Ontology annotation, cellular component: cytosol; nucleus. Bases 134 to 2857 code for a protein of 907 amino acids.
CUGACAAUCGUGCCAUUUAGGUCGUUCUUGAUGAACAAGGAGAAAAAUUUAUAAAUGCACAAGCUCGCAAAUUUGCGUUUUAUUGGAUUUAGUCGUGAAAUUUGUGCCAAAAUCAUGUUCAUGCUGUGAAAGCAUGUUUCAGUCCAUUGCAGAACUAAUUAAUAUUGAUAUAGGAAAGGAGCUUACCGAAAUCACCCAAAACCGUAGUGGUUCCUCGUUGACAUUUUGUAAAAAACAUUUACAGAUUGGCUUCAGAUUAAUUCUUUGCUCUGGAACGGGCGAGAGUGAAAUUGAACAAGCUUCAGUGGAUGCAGUAACUCUAAGUGAUAUUGGAUGGAAAUUCCUCGAGAAGAUUGAGCCACAUACGAUUAAAGAACUAAUCAGCACCAACUUGUUGGUAGAUCUUCUCAAUGGUUCUAACUCCACACUGACCAAUAAAAAAGCAAUUCCAAAAGUAGUACGUUGGAUUUUGAAACAAGGUCAAACAGAAGAAUUCACAAUGGCGGUCAAACAACACGUAACAGAGUUGGCCCAUAACAAACAGAUGUACGAUAUCAAUAAAAUACUUGAAAUUAUCGAUAUACUGCUUGCAAGCCCGGACGCCAUUCCAACGAACGUCACCAAUUUGAAACAGUUAUGUGAAAAGAUUGUGGAACAUCUUAUCCACACGUCGGCUGAGCGCGAAACAGCGGAAAUCAAGAGAAUGACACCCGAAAUACAAAAAGUUUCAGAAUUUUUCCGUGGAUUAGUUAGUCGCGUGCCUUCUAAUCAGUAUGACGAAAUUCUUAUUGCUUGCCUGGAGAUGCUUUAUAAGCAAAUAAAAUCGUGUGAAGAAACAUCAAACUAUGCAUCUGCGGUUUUGGCUUUGGUUGAUAAAUCUAUGAUAAAAAAUGGUGUUCAGUGGAUUCUUCAGCAAACAGACAAUACAAACGAAACAAAGAGAAUUUUCAAGACCCUUUCGCAUUGGCUAGAAACUUGGGAUUUCGCGCCAGAUUUGACCAUGUGGGUUAACGAAAUUCUUGUGGGCUUACGGGAUCAGCAAAAACCGGAACUUGUUUUGGAAUUGUCUUUGAGUAUUAUCGUUUCGUAUUUCUCAAAAUUGAUACUUCCCAUUUUUCGGCCAAAGCUAGGUCCUAUUGUACUUUGUAUUUUGAAGUCAAAUCAACACACAUCGGCGGUUUUUCAAGCAAUUACUCCAGCUGUACCUAUGAUACUGAUGAGUCUCAGUAAGGAUGACAAAGCAAAUGCAAAGCAGUGUAAUCUUUUCCAGAAUUUGGUGGAUAUUCUUUCCGCUUUGUUGUUGAAAUAUCCAAGCUGUGAUCAUUCGUAUAAUGAAAUGAAGAAUUGUUUGCAAAAAUAUCCCAGGUCGAAAAACUUCCAGCAGACACUCGAUGUCCCACCUUGGCGAGAUUCAUCACAAAAUUUCAGUACAGUGACAACGAAUGCAAGGGUUGGACUGGUUAAUCUGGGAAAUACUUGUUAUAUGAAUAGUGUCCUGCAAGCCUUGGUUAUGACAAAGCAGUUCAGCCGCGAAAUUCUUCUGUCCAAAAUUGAAGCACCGCUGUUUUCACAAAUACAAAAGCUUCUUGCCUUUUUGCUACAUUCAGCUCGACCAGAACUAACACCGAGAGCAUUGCUCGCAGCUGCCCGACCGCCUGACUUUGUUCCUGGGUUCCAGCAAGACUCAUCGGAAUUUCUUGGCUAUCUUUUGGAAAAACUUCAUGAAACAGAAAAGAAGACUUUGAUGAAAAAUCAAUAUUUGGAGCGCUCUGGAAAAAAUAAGAGGUGUUGGUCAUCUGAGGCUGACGGCAAUUCACUGUUGGAAAUAUCGAAUUCUAAAAUCAUCAAUGGAAUUAAUCUACCUGUACAACAAUACGAAGGCCAUUACGUAACGGAAGAAGCACAGUAUAAUGAAUCUUUGCUCCCACCUACGCUUAUUCAGAAAACAUUUGAUGGAAAAUUGUUUGUAACCUACGAAUGCAAAGAGUGUGGCUCACAAAGUACCAAUUCGGAUGCAUUUCGAUCAUUCGAACUAUCUUUUCCCGAGCCAAAUGAGCUAGGAGCAGAUUACUCUGUUCAAAAGUUGCUCGACUUUUAUUGUUCCUCAGAGAAGCUAAUAGGCGAUAACCAAUAUUUCUGUGAUAAAUGCAAAAGAUUGUGCGACGGAGAACGCUCCAUACGAAUCUUAAAAUCGCCGAGGAAUCUUAUUCUUACACUUAAACAUUUUAGAUAUGAUCAGCAAAGGCAUACACGUGCAAAAUUGAUGAACAAAGUGUUGCACGAUGAAGCGAUAUCUUUGAGGAUCGUUUCAGAAAUAAAUCCUCCAUCUGUUGUGCACUACUCCCUGUAUGCAGCCGUUGUACAUGCGGGUACGAGCAUGGACUCGGGGCAUUACUAUACCUAUGCGCAAGAUGAAUCAGAUUGUUGGUAUAAAUUUAAUGAUAACUACGUAACGAAGUGCUCUGCAGAUGAGCUUCAUUCAUUGUCAAGUCCAAACACGCCCUACAUAUUAUUCUAUCAAAUGUUGAUGCCAUCGGCUGCGCAUAAUUUGGAUAUGGAUGAAGAAAUGGAUGAGCCAACGGCUAUCGUCAAAACAGCGUCCAAUAAUGCUGCUUCAAAUUCUGCCACCGACUGUCAGCUUCCUGAAUUCGAAGAACUCCCGCCGCGUUUACGAGAUAUAAUACUAGGCGAUAAUGAGUCUUACAAUGAGGAAAUGCAGAACGAAGACCGAAAACUAGCACGUGUUGGCACCAACAAACUUGUGCUACCCAAAAACCAUGACUCAGACAACGACGAUCCGCCUCCUAAUUCUUGUGGGAGCCAAACGUUCGACUUAAGUGAUCGAUUUAUCUGCUAGCAAAUUGUUCUAGUCCUGAGGAAAGCAUCAAGUGUUGCUGGUCUUGAACAGCAUAAUUUGAAGGGCAGUCUAGUUUGAUGUAGCAACAAAUAAUAAACUGUCAUUCAAAUCAAAUCUUAAAUAAAAUUUUAAGACUAA